Messenger RNA from Verruconis gallopava, 2944 nucleotides. RefSeq lists its product as uncharacterized. Gene Ontology annotation, biological process: mitotic spindle assembly checkpoint signaling; endoplasmic reticulum to Golgi vesicle-mediated transport. The record is from RefSeq and is a predicted model, not a curated record. The transcript has 2 exons. Gene Ontology annotation, cellular component: RZZ complex. Bases 110 to 2728 code for a protein of 872 amino acids. Lineage: Eukaryota; Fungi; Ascomycota; Dothideomycetes; Venturiales; Sympoventuriaceae.
CUUAACGUUCCAGCUUGGUGGUGUUCGGCCGGGUGCAUACGAGCACUGGUAUGCCUCUUGAGAAUCCCCGAAUACUAUUUCCUCUGUUCAAUGCAUAUACGCCUUGCCAAUGGCGUCUACAGCUUCAGAAGAGGAGCUCGUCGACGUGCUGGUCAAUUUUGUCGAAUACAGCACGUAUCCCACAUCUGAACAUGUGGCUUCAGCGAGCCUUCCAAACAGUGCGUUGCCACCAUUGCUAAAUGGCAUACGCAAGGGACAGGAGUCUAUAAAGGCCGAACUGCGCGAACUUAGUCGUAACACUGCUGGCGAUUUGGACGGUUGGAUUUCGCAGGCCAAACAACUGCAACAUGAUAUAGAAGAGUCCAAAGUCACUGCAAAAAAGAUCUUGCAAGAGGAGGCAAGAUGCGAGGAACUGUACGAGAAGGAGCAGGAUGCGGCGAGCAAGGCGAAUCUUCUGCGCAAGGAGCUCGAUUUCAACGAAACAUUGAUCGGGGCUCUUGAGCAGAUAAAAAUCGCAACUGGAUUGCUCGAUAAAGCCAAAGACGCCGAAUCAGAGAACGAACUUCUUCUGGCCGUGAAGGAGUUGGACAACUCGCAGAAGGUCACUGCCCAGUUGGACAGCUUGCAGAGCUCACGUUUUGGUGGGCUGCUCUCGAGACGUACUGCGCAGGUCAAGGACGGACUCAACGCAAAAAUCACAAAAACUUGGGCUACAUUGGUUCAAUGCAAUCACGAAGAGAGGAAAAUUAUUAUCUCCAAUGAGCUGGACGCAAGUGGUGGGCAAGUGAACCUCGACGACACGAUCGCGGCAAUGCAAGAGAUAGGCAGCUUGGAGACACACUUGUCGCGAUUUUAUCGCGAAUUGGAUACACUCAUUAUCGGCCCACGCUUCUCUCCAGCUGCAGAUGGUUCGAAUGCCGAGCUUUAUGUCAAGCAGGGCGAGAUUUUGGUCUCUGGUCGUAGCGAGAACCGCUCUUUGGAAGUUCUCGCAGGCGAUGCCAAGAAGCUCAUCUUGUUCCUACAGGAAUGCUUUCCAGAGGAGGCAUUCAAAGUGCUCCUGGAAAAGCUUCUACCAAAUUUCUUGGUGCAGCUAGUCAACGAGCAACUUGAUCCCUCUGUGCCUGUUACAGUGAACUACCUUGUCAGCUACGGACCUUCUUUGGAACAUAUUCAAAGCUUGGCGGCCUUCAUCGAGAAACUUGGAGUUGACGUUCCAAGCGAUGGUGACUUGUCGCAAUGGAUUGAUCGACUCCCCCAAAACUGGCUUUCGAGACGACGAGAAGGUGCUUUGGAUGCAUUGAGGACGGCGUGCUACGAUGCAGUAAAUAUCUCAAAAAUUUCAGAGAGAGUAGAAACACAGAUGAUAGCGAGUGACGAUGUAAUAGUCACAGGCGAACAAAAGGAUGAGACUUGGAACGACGACUGGAAUGAGGAUGACGAAAAAGCAGUGAACGAUCAGGACACUUCGGGCCCAUCGAAAGCUGAUGGGGAUGGCGAGGAGGCAGAAGGAUGGGACUGGGAUGAUGGAGAUGAGAAUGACUUGGCUGAACAAGACCAGCAGGCACGUGAAUCUGGAAAAGCAAAAAAUGACGAUGAGGAUGCUGAGGGUUGGGGCUGGGGUGAUGAUGAAGUCGAUCAUCCCCAAGACAAAGCUGCAGAAUCGGCGCCAUCCAAGACCCAAGUACCAUCAAGAUUGCCCCAGUCAGGGGAACAAGAAAACAAAUCCUCAGGAAGCCCAAGGCCUAUCACUCAGCAAGAAAUAACUCUUCGCGAAACAUUUCGAAUUUCAGCAAUACCCGACACACUUCUUGAUCUUAUUAAUAAGGUCCUUCAAGAUGCCUCGGACAUCUCGCAACCAGAGUUUCCCAUUGCUGAAAUUGCUGCUGCAGUUGCCGCACUCUCCCCGAUUCCAACACUUCUUCUCGCCCUCUAUAGAGCAACAGCUCGUUCAUUCUACUCACGGAGCCCAGUAGCGGAUAUACUCAUCUACAACGACUCCACAGAGCUUGCGAGACGGCUGGAGCGUUUACUUGAAGAGCUUCCUUCAGAUCAUCCACUCGCACGUCGUCUACCAAGAGCUAUCGAAUCAGAAAUUAAGAACUUAGAGUCCUUCUCAAGACUUGCGUAUGGCCGAGAAAUGGACUCGCAACGAACGAUUUUGUCGGAUUUGCUAUCGUCAACGUCCGGCUUUGAGAACUGCACUAACCCGGUCAAUGCACGUGAAUAUCAAAGCGCACUUGAUGACGUCGUCUCGAGAUUGAGAGAGAUUGACGCUCUGUGGAAAGACGUUCUCUGCGAAUCGGCGAGAAAACAAUCUAUUGGUGCAUUAAUCAGCCACGUCAUCCGCAAAGUCGUACAGGACAUUCUCGAGCUCGCUUCCGAACCAGCAGGUAUCUCUGAACCUGAAUCGAAGCAACUGAAAAUCUACAUCGACAAUAUCGCCAAGCUCUCUGAUCUCUUCAACGUCAUCUCGCCAGAUGGUGAGGAGCGAUCUUUGGUGCACGUGUAUACUCCUUCAUGGCUGCGCUUCGUAUAUCUCGGUGAGAUUCUAGAGGCUAGCCUUGCGGACAUCAAGUUCCUGUGGACGGAAGGCGAGCUGAGUCUAGAGUAUGAAUCAGACGAGGUGAUAGAACUCAUUCAAGCAUUGUUUGCAGAGAGUGAGCACAGAAAGGAAGCAAUAAGGGAGAUCAAGAAGAGUGCCAGAAUGAGCGGCGAGUUCGGAAGGUAGCCAGUAGAUGACCAUAGAAAUCGAGGGGAUAUCCAAAAGCAUUGUUUAUCAUUCCAAAUGCGUAUGGACUUUCAAACUGGAAUACAUUCACUCUUCUGUGACAUCGAUAGAUCAAAAAAGCAGCGGGGCAUCUGCAGAGUAAUGAAUCCAUUACGUUCUGGCAGCCACUAUCGCUAGGAGUCACGUAUUAGCAUAUUGUUGGAAUACUUGCACCUU